AUGGCCACACAGGGAGUGUUGCUGUUCUACCACAGCAAUGUUGUGUACAUCAUAGUGCUGGUUUGUCGAGGUCCAGUGUCUAGAGGUCCAGUGUCUAGAGAUCCAGUCCAUAGUCCGGUGUCUAUAGGUCCAGUGACUAGAGGUCAAGUGUCUAGAGGUCCAGUCUAUAGUCCGGUGUCUAUAGGUCCAGUGACUAGAGGUCAAGUGUCUAGAGGUCCAGUGUCUAGAGGUCCAGUGUCUAGAGGUCGAGUGUCUAGAGGUCCAGUGUCUAGAGGUCCAGUGUCUAGAGGUCCAGUGUCUAGAGGUCCAGUGUCUAGAGGUCAAGUGUCUAGAGGUCCAGUGUCUAGAGGUCCAGUGUCUAGAGGUCAAGUGUCUAGAGGUCUAGUGUCUACAGGUCCAGUGUCUACAGGUCCAGUCUAUAGUCCGGUGUCUAGAGGUCGAGUGUCUAGAGGUCCAGUGUCUAGAGGUCCAGUGUCUACAGGUCCAGUGUCUACAGGUCCAGUCUAUAGUCCGGUGUCUAGAGGUCGAGUGUCUAGAGGUCCAGUGUCUAGAGGUCCAGUCUCCAGUGUCUAG
Messenger RNA from Physella acuta, 573 nucleotides. RefSeq lists its product as uncharacterized. The record is from RefSeq and is a predicted model, not a curated record. NCBI's taxonomy places the organism in Eukaryota, Metazoa, Mollusca, Gastropoda, Physidae.